This is a messenger RNA of Microstroma glucosiphilum, 2248 nucleotides long. RefSeq names its product ACBP-domain-containing protein. Gene Ontology annotation, biological process: fatty acid metabolic process. The record is from RefSeq and is a predicted model, not a curated record. Bases 241 to 2118 code for a protein of 625 amino acids. Gene Ontology annotation, molecular function: fatty-acyl-CoA binding. The transcript has 2 exons. NCBI's taxonomy places the organism in Eukaryota, Fungi, Basidiomycota, Exobasidiomycetes, Microstromatales, Microstromataceae.
CUUCCGGUCCAUGCCAGCCUCCUCGCUCCAUUCUCUGUACCUCGGGCCGCCUUACACAUUCAUCUUCACCUCUGAGCAGGACGACGACGACCAGGGAAGUACCAUCGACACAACGGGCAGACACUUUCCUUCUCUGUCACUUCGAACACGCUUCGCUCCUUGAAGCAAGGUACACACUCCGGUCCAGCAUCUUCCACGGGACGUGAGACCGCCUCCUUACAGACGGUCCUUUGCGUCAUCAUGUCAAGUGCAGAUGUCAUAGACGCCCUUUUUGACCGCACAGUCGAUGUAGUCCAAUCACUUCCCAAAUCUGGCCCCAUCCAAACUUCAUACGAAGAGAAGCUCGCCCUCUACUCGCUCUACAAGCAGGCAACCGAGGGCGAUGUCACCUCCAAGCGGCCCGGAAUGCUUGACAUGCUGGGCAGGGCCAAGUGGGAUGCCUGGAGCAAGAGGGAAGGGAUGGACUCCCUCGAUGCAAAGCAGCUCUACGUCGAGAGCAUGAUGAGGACAUUACGAAAGUUUGAAGAUCGCAGAGAAGCAAGAGAGCUCAUACAGGAACUGGAGAAUUUCUCCGGAGACGUAGCAGAGAGGGUCAUGAGAGGUGCUCUCGCAACUGAUGAUACUGCCUCGGAAGCCUCGUCAGCUCCUGCGCCUCUGCGGCAUCAGAGAUUCCCCUCUGACUCAGCAGGUGACUCAGAGACUGAGACCGACGACGAGGCCGCUCACGCCCAAGAGAUGGCUGAUCGCCUUGGCUCUCUUCGCAAUCCCGCCCUAGGCAUGAGUGACAGGAGAAGGCCGGUGUCUGCUCGCAGCGUGGGAGGAGUCUCGGCUCAAGCCCAACCACCUUCUGUUGCAGGGCGAGAUCGACCCCGUGUCGGCCCCUCGAGAGGAAGCACAGGCGGAUCAACACCGACCAGCACGACACCGCAGUGGGACGAGACGACGGCGGCAAGGACGGAGGAAGAGAGCGAUGACGGCACAUACUCAGCUGGAAGGUCCUCGCAUGCUACUUCUUAUCUGGCCCGCGAGCGGGAAGAGGAGGAAGCGCGUGCUCGGGCAAUGCGAGCCUCGUCUUCUCGACCAGCGGCAGGCAACAGCAGACAAAUCUCGCAGCAACGACAGGGUCAGAGUGCCCCUACAUCUACUCUGGGUGUUGGAUCUCGAAGCGGCUACCAUUCGCAGCAGCAGCAGCAAGGUAUCCGUCCAAGUGCAUCCAAUCCCGGCUUCUACAGCUCUACAGGCCCAGGCGGUCGGGUAGUUCCUGCUCCUCCUCGCUCUGACUCCAACAUGGGUGGAGGCGCGGGCGCAAGUCUCUACAGUGGCAUCGGCCCUUCCUCAUCACGUCCGCCAGUAGAGCAGCACCAUUACUACCACCGAGCCUCAGACGCGGGAGCAGCAGCGUCGUCUGCAGGAGCCCCAUCGAAUCGUGGUGGCGGUGGGGCUGGACAGGCAGAGGUUGAGCAGGCGCUCCAGUCCAUUCAAGCCUCCCUUGCUGCUCUUCACGAGCGCUUGAAUCGAGUCGAGGUGCGAAGUGGUACAACGCGAAGCAAUGCGAGUGGAGUCUAUGGCAGCGCCUACAGUGCCGUGAAGAAUGCGCUGCACGAUCUAGGCGUUCUCUUUGGGCUGACCUCGCCAAGUAGCUCUGGAGCAGACGGCGUGCGAGGCAAAGCAGCAGUCCCGUCUUUUGGUUCCAGCUCGCACGACAGGGGUAAAGGUCCUGCAGGAAGCAUACCACGUCGCUCUCGUCUCUCCUCUUUCCUCUCCCUCCUCGCUUCCCUCCUCAACCUCUCUCUCCGCCUCGCCCUCGAUCUCACAAGUCUCGGAAUUCUCAUCACCCUCUUCCUCUUCCUCCUGCGCAAAGUCACAGGUAGGGGCGAUCCACUCCUCCUUCUCAAGAUGGCCAGAACGCUACUGGGACGUGUGAGGGGAGGAGCAACAGGGGCGGGUAGAGUGACGGGGGGAAGGGCAUUGGUUGUGGGAUUGGGCGCCGCGGCGGGAGGAGCAGUGAGGGAUGCGGUGACUUCGGUGUCGAGUGCUGCUGCUUCUGCUGGGGAGGGAGGGGAGGAUGAAGUGGCUAGUGGACAUGGAGCUGGUGCGAUGGGUCGGAGGAAUACCUAGUCAUUGUAUCCUCUCGACUGCUCUCCUUUUCACCCCUCGGCCACAAAGUAUCAUCUUCCAGCCAUCUCUUCUCGAACCUUGGACGCGGGUUUUGCAGUUUGGUGACCAUUCACGACAAAGAGUAGUGGGA